CAGUUUUCUUGCCUCUCUUUCUCCCUCUCUUUGCUCUUUGCUCUUACUUUAUCCUCCUUAAGUCAAGUUAUUAGCCACAGUAUAAGAUGAUUUUUAGUUUUCAAUUUGGUUCAACUCAAGAAACUCAGCUAAACAUAGCGUCAUGUAAACAUUGGCCUUUCCUAACUUACGUCUUCACGUUUAUUCAACUGCCUGUGCCUAAUUGAUCAACACAAUGAUUACAAUUUGAAUUACUUUAUUAUUUACUUUUUGCAUUAUAAUCAUCUCAAGUUUAAUUUUGCUUCAUCAAAAUGGAUUAGUGCUAUUGGUUCCAGUAAAUUCAACAAUCAAAGAUGAUAACAUUUUUACAUUCACUUUUCACCAAUGAUUAUUACUGUGUUUACUGUUGAUAUUGUGAAUAUUAUGGAAACCAUUUCAAUUUGUUCAACCACCAAAUGUCGUUCAGUGACCAUUUAAAUCAGUUUUUGUUAUAUGUGAUUACCAGUUAAUCAAAUUCAAAUGGUUCCAAGUGAUUUAUUUCAUAUUACAUUGUUUCUAGCAAUAACAAGUCUUUCAACAUUUGCCCGAGCGGGUGAACCAGGUGAUUUAGCUGUAAACUCGUUGACAUUAGAUGAUCCAAGAAGACUUGGUCCACAAGAUCUGCCUGAAUUAACUGGAGUCAAGACUGAAAAUGCUCAAUCCAGAUCAAAAGGAUCAUCUGGAGGCUCCAAGCUAACCGAUACAUCUGUUGAAACUACUUUAGGUUUCAAAGGCGGAAACGGUGAAUCAGUUGGUGUUGUAAACGGGUCAACUGCAAACAUUAAUGAUAGAAAAGGAAAUAAUGAUGAAUUUCUCGGCCAUGGUAAAAAGGGCAGCCAGACAGAUUUAACUUCAUCAAGCACAUCACUUGAUAUUGGUAGGAAACAUUUUCUUCGUUUAUUGGAGCCCUUAUCAAAUUACUCCAAACCGAUUGGAUCAACUUUAAGACUUAAAUGUAUAUUUGAAAGUAAUCCUGGCAAGAUUAAAGUUUCUUGGUACAAGAAUGAAGCCCCUUUGGAGCCUGAUGAACGAAUUGAAAUCAAACAAAGCAAACCCGCCAAGGAGAAAACUGUCGCCAGACUGAAAAUACAGUCAGUUAUGUUCCUAGAUUCAGGAUUUUACAAGUGUGAAGCCAAUAAUGGAAAGGACACCAUGGAAAGUGUAGCUAUCGUCAGAGUUGAUGGAGAUGAUAUUUCUUCCCACCUCGGGGUCAUUCCUACCAUUGAUGAUGAAGUUGUUCCCGAAUUUCCACAGUUGAACUCUGAAAGCGGCAUUAUUCCUGGUUACAUUGAUAAAUUUGACGUCGAAGACAAGGUGAAGACAAAUUUCUGUGAACCUUAUCGAGGAACUGUUUGUUCACAAGUUAUUGGAAAUCAAACAAUUUAUGUUGAAACUGAGGGCAGUCAAGAUAUAUUGGAAGGAAAGAUUGUCGGAGUUUUCACUGUUAUCAAAUCUUCUAGAGACAUAUCACAUCAAUGUCAUCGAUUCGCUAUUCCUUCACUUUGUUUGUCUAUAUUUCCACUUUGUAGUCAAGAUCUUCAUCAUAUGCUUCAACAUAAACCCAGACAGGUUUGCCGAGAUGAAUGUGAAAUGUUGGAACAUCAAAUAUGUCACUUAGAGUAUACCAUUGCUAAGCGCCAUCCCUUAAUUGGUCAAGCAAAUUUAUUGCCUGCUUGUGAAAAAUUGGCACCAUCAGGCUCGAUAGAAAGUGCUGAUUGUGUACGAUUAGGAGUACCAAAUGUUGUCCAAGUCAUCCAAGAUGAUACAUGUUAUCAAGAUAAUGGGGAAAAUUAUCGAGGAACUACAUCACGAACAGUAACUGGAGUUGAUUGUGCUCCUUGGCAUCAACAAGUUUUUUAUAAGACUGCUGAUUAUCCUGAGCUUAUUGGUGGACAUAAUUAUUGUCGAAAUCCUGGUGGAAUGGAAUCUCAACCUUGGUGUUUUAUUCGUGAGCCAGAGAUGAAAAAAGUUUAUUGUGAUGUACCAAGAUGUGUUGACAAUUUUUGGGUUUACAUUGUUGUUCCAAGUCUUGGUGCCCUAGUCCUGUUUAUACUUUUAUUAGCUUUAUGUUGCCUUCGACGUAAACCUCGAUCUAAAUCUUCUGGUCCUCAAUUUAAUUCUGGACGUCAAAGUGAAUCUUCAAUAUCAAAUUUACAAUCAAGUCGAAAUGGUGUUGGUGGAAGUGGAUCAGUUGAAAUGAACUCAUUAUUACCUAAAAAGCAAUCACAUGCAACAGAAUAUCCAUUAUCUUGUUUAAAAUUUAUUGAAGUUUUAGGUGAAGGAGCUUUUGGUAAAGUGUAUCGAGGUGAAUUGAUUAUGUCACUUAAUGAUACUGUACCUAUUGCCAUAAAAACAUUGAAAGAAGAUGCUAAUAUGAAAACUCGACAAGAUUUUCAACGUGAAGCUGAUUUAAUGGCAGAUUUAAUUCAUCCAAAUAUUGUUUGUCUUCUUGGUGUUUGUUUUAAAGAGGAACCAAUGUGUAUGAUGUUUGAAUUUAUGUCAGAAGGUGAUCUUCAUGAAUAUUUGAUAACUCAUUCUCCAGGUAGUGAAAUGGUUAAUAAAGAUGGAACAAGACCUCGAGUUUUAGAUAUAAAUGAUUUUCUUCAUAUUUCAACUCAAAUUGGUGCUGGUAUGGAGUAUCUUGGAAGUCAUCAUUAUGUUCAUCGAGAUUUAGCAGCUCGAAAUUGUCUUGUUUCUGACCAUUUAACUGUAAAAAUAUCUGAUUUUGGUUUAUCUCGUGAUAUUUAUGCAUCGGAUUAUUAUCGUGUUCAUUCAAAAUCUUUAUUACCAGUUCGUUGGAUGCCACCUGAAUCAAUUUUAUAUGGUAAAUUUACAACUGAAUCAGAUGUAUGGUCAUUUGGUGUUUUACUUUGGGAAAUAUUCUCAUAUGGAUUACAACCUUAUUAUGGUUAUACAAAUCAACAAGUAAUUGAUAUGAUAAGAGGUCGUCAUUUAUUACCCUGUCCAUCUGAAUGUCCACCAAACAUUUAUUCUCUAAUGAAUCAAUGUUGGACUGAAAAUCCAGCACAAAGACCUUCUUUUAGUCAACUUCACCAAAGAUUGAGAAAUUGGAAAGCAGUUUACAGUAACACCAUUGCAUCAACUACAUUACCUUCAGCUAGUAGUCAUUCAUCUAGUCAUUCUGGUAUUAAUUUAAUGGGCUCAACUCUACCUCAUCAUCAUAAUCAUAAUCAUCAACAUCAACAGCAUCAUCAACAACCGCAACUUCACAAUCAACAUAAAGUUUCAUUAACUUUAGGAUCUCGUUCAACAUCAGGAGGAAUCGGAGGAGAUGGAAGAGAAGGAAGAACUGUUGCUAAUAAUAAUCAAAAUCUUCACCAUCAUCUGAUUCAAUCACCAACAUCGUCAUCAUCGCCGCAUUCAUCAUCUUCAUUAUCUCAACAUUACGGAUUAACAACAAAUGUACGACAAAAUAAAGAUGCUGGGUCACCUUUACUUACACAACAAAAAUUUCCAGUUAUGAAUCAUCAAACAAUUCAACAACAUUUUAAUGGACAUCAAAAUCAAACACCUUACAUAUUAAAUCAGCAUCAUUUUAUAACAACUAAUCAUGGAUCAAAUUCACCAUCAAAUUUAAGUAAUCGAAGUAUUCCAACAAUGACAGGCCAUACAUUCAAAGGUCAUCACAAUAGUGCAUUUAAUUAGCAGAAAUUUAAUUUUAUAAAUUGGUUCAAGCAAAGAUUAUCAAAACCAUUCGAGGUUUAUCAUCCAAUGACGAACCUUCAUCUUUUUUUAAAUAAACUUGAAUUUCUCAAAAAA
Tetranychus urticae (two-spotted spider mite) is the source of this 3798-nucleotide messenger RNA. Its product is annotated as tyrosine-protein kinase transmembrane receptor Ror. Gene Ontology annotation, biological process: multicellular organism development; cell surface receptor protein tyrosine kinase signaling pathway; protein phosphorylation. NCBI's taxonomy places the organism in Eukaryota, Metazoa, Arthropoda, Arachnida, Trombidiformes, Tetranychidae. Gene Ontology annotation, molecular function: Wnt-protein binding; transmembrane receptor protein tyrosine kinase activity; ATP binding. The record is from RefSeq and is a predicted model, not a curated record. Gene Ontology annotation, cellular component: signaling receptor complex; plasma membrane.